GACCGCUCCUCCACCAUCCCCAUCCCACCCCUACGACCUACCGCUUGUUUUACUCUCUCAAAUUGCACGCAUCAUGGACGAAGAUCUCAUCGCCUUUGGCAUCGUGAUGCUACUCUUUCUCUCUUUUCCCUUUCUUACCGUCCUCAGCAUCACCGGUUGCAUCGCAUACUCGCGCACAAAGGUCUGGGACAAAGCCCGCAACCAGCGCGCCGUCAGUCUCGAGUCCUCGGAAACCAAUCGCCUUGUCGACGAUGGCGACAACACCGAUGACUCGGACUUUUACGACACCGAGGACGAGGAGGAGCACAAGCAGCGCCAAGCUGAAGACGAGGCUGACAAGCACAUCACUUUCGGCCAAAAGUUCCGCAAGGAGUUUAGGAAGGUUUGGACAGGCAAGGGAAAGAACGAUCUCCUGAAGCAGAAGGAGAGGGAGGAGAGGAGGAAGUUGGCCAAGGCGGUGGCGAGGGAGUUGGAUCGCCGCGAGAGGAGGAUGGCCAGAAGCGCUGCCGCCAAGGUGCAGUCCUCUGAGGAUCUGCCAGCCUACACCAAGGCCUAAUCUGGCUACGUCUAGUCUAACCUUUGCUAUGGAGUUGUAUUACACAACAUGCGCAAGGUAGACGGAUUUCUCUUUGCUCUAAAUUGAUACCCGUUCUUCUUUUUGGGAUAUUCAUCAGAACCGACGUGCUCCAUUCAUG
Molecule: messenger RNA, 695 nt
Organism: Bipolaris maydis ATCC 48331
Lineage: Eukaryota; Fungi; Ascomycota; Dothideomycetes; Pleosporales; Pleosporaceae
Source: RefSeq, a predicted model, not a curated record